Molecule: messenger RNA, 875 nt
Organism: Mollisia scopiformis
Lineage: Eukaryota; Fungi; Ascomycota; Leotiomycetes; Helotiales; Mollisiaceae
Exons: 1
Coding region: 276-758 (160 amino acids)
Source: RefSeq, a predicted model, not a curated record
GAUCACUAGGCGACCCCGCAAUACAUACCCUUCCUCCAACGAAAAAAUGUUCACGAACAGAACAGAACAGAACAACCGCAAUCACCUACCUACCCGACCACCAUCCCUCCACAGCCCUUUUCUCUCUCUGGUAAACGUUGCAGACAGCUAUUGCGCUAAACCUUGCGAGCGAGCAAAAUCUCGAUCGAUCAAAUCGGCCUUCCAAGCGAUACAACCAGUGAUGGUGGUGGUGGUGGUGGUGGGCCGAAGGAGAUAGUAGACGGGGCAUGAGAUAGAUGUCUUGCACUUGCAUCAACGAGAGAGAGAGAGACAACACUAAGUGCCGUUCUAUUUAUGCGUUUUCAGCGCGCACUGAUACCAGACCAGGUUUGUUUGCGAUGGUGUGGAGAGCUCUCCCGGGUUUGUGUCUAUCUAUCUGUUCCAAAAUGUCAAGAUGCUUCUUUUAUCUAGUCCUAGACACCCUACACCUAAUCCAUAUAUCACCCCUCCUCCCCCUCCCCCCCUCUCUCUCUCAACCAAGAUCCCUUAGAUUCCACGACUUCGUGUUCUUGCUUGCUUACCUAUUUCCACUGUGCGUUUGCUUAUCUGCCUUUGCUUUCCUCCCAACAACAACAACAACAACAUACAUUAGAUCCUACAAACCCUGCACUGCAUGUCCAAGCCAGUGGGCGAGGUUGGAAAAGAUGAUGGUGGUGGUGGUGAGUUGCUGGAGGGGAAAUCAGGGUGAGGGUUUAUGUGGAUGCUUAGAGAAAGAAUAGAAGGAAGGAAGGAAGGAAGGGUUGGUGGAUGUACAGGCAAGCAAGAAGGGAGAAGACAAGAUAGAGUAUGAUAGAUUAAAUCCCCCAUUUCAGAAUCAAGAUGUCAAAAUUCUUUCC